GCCUGCCUGCCCUGCUGCUUGCGACCCACCCAGAACAACUUCCACCAUGGCCACCUCUGCGAGUUCCCACUUGAACAAAGGCAUCAAGCAGGUGUACAUGUCCCUGCCUCAGGGCGAGAAAGUGCAAGCUAUGUAUAUUUGGAUUGACGGGACUGGAGAAGGAUUACGUUGCAAGACCCGGACCUUGGACAGUGAGCCCAAGGGUGUUGAAGAGUUGCCUGAAUGGAAUUUUGAUGGCUCUAGCACCUCAAUGUAUCUUGUCCCUGCUGCCAUGUUUCGUGACCCUUUCUGCAAAGACCCCAACAAGCUGGUAUUCUGUGAAGUCUUCAAAUACAACAGAAAGCCUGCAGAAACCAAUUUAAGGCAUACCUGUAAACGGAUAAUGGACAUGGUGAGCAACCAGCACCCCUGGUUUGGAAUGGAGCAGGAAUAUACUCUCAUGGGCACAGAUGGGCACCCUUUUGGUUGGCCUUCCAAUGGCUUCCCUGGGCCCCAAGGUCCGUACUACUGUGGUGUGGGAGUGGACAAAGCCUAUGGCAGGGAUAUCGUGGAGGCUCACUACCGGUCCUGCUUGUACGCUGGCAUCAGGAUUGCUGGGACAAACGCUGAGGUCAUGCCUGCCCAGUGGGAAUUCCAGAUAGGACCCUGUGAAGGAAUCAACAUGGGAGAUCAUCUCUGGGUGGCCCGUUUCAUCUUGCAUCAUGUAUGUGAAGACUUCAGAGUGAUAGCAACCUUUGAUCUUAAGCCCAUUCCCGGAAACUGGAAUGGUGCAGGCUGCCACACCAACUUCAGCACCAAGGCCAUGCGAGAGGAGAAUGGUCUAAAGUACAUUGAGGAGUCCAUUGAGAAACUGAGCAAGUGGCACCAGUACCACAUCUGAGCCUACGAUCCCAAGGGAGGCCUGGAUAAUGCCUGGCGCCUAACUGGAUUCCAUGAGACAUCCAACAUCAAUGACUUUUCUGCCGGCGUGGCCAACCAUGGUGCUAGCAUCCGCAUUCCCCGGACUGUCGGCCAGGAGAAGAAGGGUUACUUUGAAGACCGUCACCCUUCUGCCAACUGCGACCCCUUUUCGGUGACAGAAGCCCUCAUCUGCACAUGUCUUCUCAACGAAACUGGCAAUGAACACUUCCAGUACAAAAACUAAGCGGACUAGACUUGC
Messenger RNA from Canis lupus familiaris (dog), 1159 nucleotides. Its product is annotated as glutamine synthetase-like. Gene Ontology annotation, molecular function: glutamine synthetase activity. The record is from RefSeq and is a predicted model, not a curated record. Gene Ontology annotation, cellular component: cytoplasm. NCBI's taxonomy places the organism in Eukaryota, Metazoa, Chordata, Mammalia, Carnivora, Canidae.